Molecule: messenger RNA, 1821 nt
Organism: Nerophis ophidion (straightnose pipefish)
Lineage: Eukaryota; Metazoa; Chordata; Actinopteri; Syngnathiformes; Syngnathidae
Product: peptidase inhibitor 16-like
Exons: 6
Coding region: 63-1646 (527 amino acids)
Cellular component (GO): extracellular region
Source: RefSeq, a predicted model, not a curated record
AGCGUGCGAGGCGCACAUCUGCACAGGCAGCACACACACUUUGACUUCACUCACCUCUCUGGAUGUCCUCACCCCCCCGGAGGACUUCAUUUCCCAUCAUGCAACAGCCGGGCACCUCAGAGGCCCGGCAGGUCAGCGCCCAGCAGGGGGUCGCCUCGCCGCCAAAGGUCCACGACGCCGGGACGGCUUCCGCGUCUCAGCCGAAGCCGACCGGGGGCCGCCGUGCCACCUGCUGCCCGACUUCAGGCGCUCCCAUGUGGGCGUGGCUGGUGCUGGGCGCCCUGCUGGUGCCCGCAGCCUGGGGCGGCCUCAGCGAGGAGCAGGAGGAGAUGCUGGUGGAGCUCCACAACCACUACAGGGGCCAGGUGUCGCCCAGCGCCUCCGCCAUGCUGCCUCUGAAAUGGGACCCCAACCUGAAGGUGCUGGCUGAGGGCUACGCCGCCAAGUGCAUCUGGAACCACAACCCGGACCUGGAGGACACUGGAGAGAACCUGUUCGCUGGCACAGGACCUCUGGACCUGCGGGCGGCCAUGGAGAAGUGGUUCUUGGAACAUCUCCACUACAACUUCCACAACAACAGCUGCCAUGAAGACCAGAUGUGUGGACACUACACACAGAUGGUGUGGUCAGACACACACAGGGUGGGCUGUGCCUUCCACCAGUGUAACCAAAUGGAGGGUCUGGCCUGGGAGAAGAUCUCAUACCUGGUGUGCAACUACUACCCAGCGGGGAACUAUGAAGACGAGCGUCCUUACGUGGAAGGAGACUCGUGCUCCAGUUGUCCGGAAGAUCUAAAAAUAUGUGAAAACAACCUCUGCGUUCCUGAGAUAAUGGAGGAAGAUGGUGAAGCUGAAGCUGAAGGUGAAGCUGAAACUGAAGGUGAAGCUGAAGGUGAAGCUGAAGGUGAAGCUGAAGCUGAAGCUGAAGCUGAAGCUGAAGGUGAAGGUGAAGGUGAAGCUGAAGCUGAAGGUGAAGGUGAAGAAGAGGAGUCCACCGUUCUUCCUCCUCUUGCGACAUCAGACCCCACCUUCCAGCCGGUAGAGGAGGAAGAAGUCGCAAAGGCAGAAGAGAUUCUUCCUCCUCCAACAACAGAGUCCUUCCACCAAGCAGACAUCCAUACCACCACGAGUAGUCCUAGUAUCACCACUACUAGUCCCAGUACACCCACUACUAGUCCCAGUACCACCAUGACUAGUCCCAGUACCACCAUGACUAGUCCCAGUACCACCAGGACUAGUCCCAGCACCACCACCAAUACACGCCGUACCACAAGUACCAAGGCCUCAUCCCAGGACCGUGCAGCACCCAACAUACCAAGAACCCCACCUCCAAAACCUCAACGGGAGGCGGAGACAAAGAAGGAGGCGGAGACAAAGAAGGAGGCGGAGACAAAGAAGGAGGCGGAGACAAAGAAGGUGGCGGAGACAAAGAAGGAAGCUGAGACAAAGGAGACGGCCGAUAAGGGUUUGAAGGUGAAAGGAGGCCAAGAAAGAAGUAUGGAGGGGAUCAGAGUGGACAUCAUAAGAAUAAAAGAGCAGGAAAUCUUGGUAAAACCUCGUCGCAAAUCCUCAUCAUCGUCAUCAUCAUCGUCUUCAUCGCCCGCGCUGAUGUUUGUAUCUUGUCUCUUCUUCAUCCUCAACAUCUAAACUUGUCGUAGCACAACACUGCCAGGAUUGCUGGGACUUGAAAGAGGUGCGGCUGGACGUCGCCUCCCCGCUUCAACUUAACAACGCAGUAUCAUAGCAUAUUUACUGUAUGUAUACAUAUAUAUAUAUAAUAUAUAUAUAUAUAUAUAUAUAUAUAUACAUAUAUAUAUAUAUA